CUCCGCCUUCCAGGGCGAGACGAAGGCCUCGCCGCGCUGCAUUGUGGUCCACGCCGUUGUAGGUUGAAGCCGCAAAGGCUGUCGGGAAUCCCAGGAGGCGGCGGCCGAACUCCGAGCGGCGGCCCGGGGCUCGGCUAGAAGCAGGCACUGGUCGCCUCCCGGAGCUCCUCGCCGUCCCUACAGCGCUCUCCCGGCACCGGCUCGCCGCCGCUGCCCCUCCGCCGGCCGUCGUGGGGAGGCGGAAGAGCCUUCGGGAGCAUCUCCGAAUCAGCUACCUCGGAUGGGGAUGUGGAGGCAGGAGGCGGAGCUACCUGGGCAGAGAAGGCCGAAGUUGAGAGCGAGAAGCGGAGCGCAGAACUCCGCAUUGGCGCUGCGGGUCCCCUGAGGCCUCCAGAGGAGCAGCCCUCGGCCCUGGAAAGCCGCGCGGCUUCCCGGUGAGGGGGGGGGGAACCUCGGAAGAGAGGCUCCCCUCGGGGGCUCUUCAGCCCAGUCCUGCAACUUUUCCCCGCUUUCUGCUCUUUUAACUCUCCUGCCUCGUGAAGGUGGCGGUGCGGAGAGCUCCUGCCUCCCCGUGGAAGAAGGGAAGGAUAAUGGUUGGCAGCCACAUCCCAGGGAUGAUCUUUGGCUCUUGGCUCUUCUUUUGAAGCUUUCCUUUCGCGGCAACCUCCCCCUCCCACCCCCCGAAAAGAGGAAUUCUAAGUGCAGGGGGAAGACGCGGAAACUGAAGAGGCGGAAGAGAGGAGCGUCUUCUGGGGCCUCCGGGAGAACUGCAACAGCCUCUGCUACUUUCUUCUUUUUUGUUGUCGAAGUAAUGCCGUUGUGACCUAAAGUAACAUUUCUACAUCCUGCACAAUUUUGCACGUAACCUCUCGCCUUUGAAAAAGACUUGUGGACCAGGCUUUGAAUAAGGGAGCUUAGUUCCGUAACAACGUUGCUUUAACCAUUUGCUUACUGUGGAAAACUAGAUUAAUUGACCCUCCUGUUGGCUUAGCGUUUGUUAGGAAGAUUACUUAUUGCCUUGUGGAACUACCCAAGGUGGGGAUUAUUUAAUGAAUGAACAUUGUAGUCGGAGUGGAUGGCUGCUCUACCAUAUCAAAUGCUUUUGGAAAUCAUUAUGCAAACUUGCUGAAAAAAGCUGAUAUCGUUGGGAAAAAUUGGUCUGUGACAAAUCUCUUUUAUCAAACAAGAUGAUGUGUGAAGUGAUGCCGACCAUCAGUGAGGCAGAGAUUCCCUCCGGGGGAAGUGGAAACCGUGGUUCAGGUUCUCCCCUACAGUCGGAUGCUGAUUCCCAUUUUGAGCAAUUAAUGGUAUCCAUGUUGGAAGAGCGUGAUCGCCUCUUGGACACACUGCGAGAAAAUCAAGAGACACUUGCAUUGACCCAGGGUAAACUACAUGAAGUUGGCCAUGAGAGGGAUUCUCUACAACGACAGCUUAAUACUGCACUUCCUCAGGAGUUUGCAGCACUUACUAAAGAGCUCAAUGUAUGCAGAGAGCAACUCCUUGAAAGGGAAGAGGAAAUUGCAGAAUUGAAAGCAGAAAGAAACAAUACAAGAUUACUACUAGAACAUUUGGAAUGCCUUGUCUCCCGGCAUGAAAGAUCUUUAAGAAUGACCGUAGUAAAAAGACAAGCUCAAUCGCCAGCUGGUGUUUCUAGUGAAGUUGAAGUUCUCAAAGCACUAAAGUCUCUAUUUGAACAUCACAAAGCCCUUGAUGAAAAGGUAAGAGAAAGGUUACGAGUAGCACUUGAACGAUGUAGUUUGUUGGAGGAAGAACUAGGUACUACACAUAAAGAGUUAAUGAUUUUAAAAGAACAAAACAAUCAGAAAAGAACACAAGCUGAUGGAAUGCCUGAUAUUAAUCAUGAUCAGGAGAAUAUACCUAGCACUAAUGGGAAGAGAUCUUCCAUUGGCUCUUUGAAUCAUGAUGAAGAUCUUGCUAAAGUAAUAGAACUUCAAGAUAUCAUAGAAAAGCAAACUAAAGAACAGUCACAAAUGAAAGAAAGAAUUACUGCCCUUUCUAAUAGAGUAGCAGAACUGGAAGAAGAUCUUGAUACUGCUAGAAAAGAUCUAAUCAAAUCUGAGGAAAUGAACACCAAGUUGCAAAGAGACGUACGAGAGGCAAUGGCUCAGAAGGAAGAUAUGGAAGAAAGAAUUACAACUCUUGAAAAACGCUACCUCGCUGCACAACGUGAAGCUACAUCUGUGCAUGAUCUUAAUGAUAAACUUGAAAAUGAAAUUGCUAACAAAGAUUCAUUGCAUCGACAGAGUGAAGACAAGAAUAGGCAGUUACAAGAACGAUUGGAACUGGCUGAACAAAAAUUGCAGCAAACUCUGAGAAAAGCUGAAACUCUGCCAGAAGUAGAGGCUGAAUUGGCUCAGAGAGUUGCUGCACUUAGUAAGGCUGAAGAAAGACACGGAAACAUUGAAGAACGAUUGAGACAAAUGGAAACACAGCUAGAAGAAAAAAAUCAAGAACUAUUAAGGGCCCGUCAAAGAGAAAAGAUGAAUGAAGAACAUAAUAAACGUUUAUCUGAUACAGUUGAUAAACUUUUAUCUGAAUCUAAUGAAAGACUUCAGCUUCACCUUAAAGAAAGAAUGGCAGCUCUGGAAGAUAAAAAUUCCCUUCUCCGUGAAAUUGAAAGUACCAAGAAACAAGUGGAGGAGCUUCAAAAUGAAAAGGAUCAGUUGGUAGUAAACGUUGAAGCAAUAAGGGCUGAAAAUGACCAGUUGAGGAUCAGAGGCCCUGCUCUUCAUCAUAGUAGGCCACAUUUAGGUAGUGUACCAGAUUUUAGAUAUCCACUGGCACCUUCAGUUAUAGCAGACAAUCAGACAGAUUCCUACAGCACCUCAGUUCUACGACGUCCACAGAAAGGACGCUUAGCAGCUCUGCGAGAUGAGCCUUCAAGGGUUCAGACUCUUAAUGAGCAAGAUUGGGAACGUGCACAACAAGCAAGUGUAUUGGCAAAUGUUGCACAAGCCUUUGAGAGUGAUGCUGAUAUCUCAGAUGGUGAAGAGGACAGAGAAACUAUAUUCAGCUCAGUUGAUCUCUUGUCACCUAGUGGUCAGGCAGAUGCCCAGACCUUAGCCAUGAUGCUUCAGGAGCAAUUGGAUGCCAUCAAUAAAGAAAUUAGAUUGAUCCAAGAAGAAAAGGAAAACACUGAGCAAAGAGCAGAGGAGAUAGAAAGUCGUGUUGAUAGUGGGAAUUUAGACAAUCCUGGUCGAUUCCGAUCAAUGAACUCUAUCCCACCUCCCUUUCCUAGUGGAAACCUUUCUGGUUCCUCUCCACCAGGAAGUGGGCUUUCUACUCCUCGAAGAAUGCCACACAGUCCUGCUCGAGAAGUGGACAGACUAGGAAUUAUGACAUUACCUAGUGAUUUAAGGAAACACCAUAGAAAGUCUCCAGUUUCUAGAGAAGAAGUUAGAGAUGACAAGGCUACAAUAAAAUGUGAGACCUCACCACCUUCUUCACCUCGAUCACUGCAUUUGGAUAAAUCUUAUAAAGGAGCUUUGCAUACAAUGAGCCAGGAAGAUAUAAGAGAUCUUCGAAAUUCUACAGGCUCUCAAGAUGGACAGAUAAGCAAUCCCAGUAGCAGUAAUAGCAGUCAAGAUUCUCUCCACAAAGCUCCUAAAAAGAAGGGGAUCAAAUCCUCAAUUGGCCGCCUAUUUGGUAAGAAAGAAAAAGGUCGAUCUGGACAGAUGAAUAAAGAGAUCCUGGGACAAGUUAGUGUAUUAGAAGCAGAAAGUUCAACUCAAGAUGGUUUGGGGCUUGGAAAACUUGGAGGACAAGCAGAAAAGAAUAGAAAACUGCAAAAAAAGCAUGAACUUCUUGAAGAAGCUCGGAGGCAGGGUCUGCCUUUUGCUCAAUGGGAUGGCCCCACAGUGGUUGUCUGGCUAGAGUUAUGGGUUGGGAUGCCAGCUUGGUAUGUGGCUGCUUGCCGUGCAAAUGUGAAAAGUGGUGCUAUAAUGUCAGCCUUAUCGGAUACUGAAAUACAGCGUGAAAUUGGAAUCAGUAAUCCUUUACAUAGGUUAAAACUGAGACUUGCCAUACAAGAAAUUAUGUCACUAACGAGUCCAUCGGCUCCUCCUACAUCAAGAACGACUACAGGAAAUGUCUGGGUAACGCACGAAGAAAUGGAAAAUCUUACAUCUACACCACAAACGGAAGAUGAGGAAGGAAGCUGGGCUCAGACUUUAGCCUAUGGUGAUAUGAACCACGAAUGGAUUGGCAAUGAAUGGCUUCCUAGUUUGGGGCUUCCUCAGUAUCGCAGUUAUUUUAUGGAAUGUUUAGUUGAUGCUAGAAUGUUGGACCAUUUAACUAAAAAAGAUCUUCGUGGUCAACUUAAAAUGGUAGACAGUUUUCACAGAAAUAGCUUCCAGUGUGGCAUUAUGUCUCUCCGAAGAUUAAAUUAUGACCGAAAAGAACUUGAAAGAAGAAGAGAAGGAAGCCUGAAUGAAAUUAAAGAUGUCCUUGUUUGGAGCAAUGACAGGAUGAUUCACUGGGUGGUAUCAAUUGGCCUUAAAGAAUAUGCAAAUAAUCUUAUAGAAAGUGGAGUUCAUGGUGCACUUCUGGCCUUAGAUGAAACUUUUGAUCACAAUGCAUUAGCUCUGUCUUUACAAAUACCCACUCAGAAUACACAGGCUCGUGCUGUCUUGGAAAGGGAAUUUAAUAAUCUUCUUGUGAUGGGUACAGACAGAAAGUUUGAAGAGGAUGAUGAUAAAAGCUUUAGACGUGCACCGUCAUGGAGGAAGAAGUUCAGACCAAAGGACAUAAGGGGUUUAGCUGCUGGAUCAGCAGAGACCCUCCCUGCAAAUUUUAGAGUUACCACUUCAAUGUCUUCACCUUCUAUGCAACCAAAGAAGAUGCAGAUUGAUGGCAAUGUAUCAGCAACACAAAGAUUGGAUUCUGCUACAGUAAGAACUUAUUCAUGUUAAAGACUUUCGUUGUUUAUCCCCACUAUUUCUACAGAUGAACUGAACCAUUUUGAACCCAAUGACCACAUUUUGGAAACAGCUGAAAUCUUUAAUCUGUUAAUACUUGUUAAAUCAACACUUUGAAAUAUUUUAUUACAGAGUUUUUAAUUAGCAGGUGAAUUUGUGAGUACUAUAAAAAGUAUUUUAGAUUAAAUGUUUCUUAUGUGGGUGUAUGUGUGUCCCAUUACUUAAUUUUCUAUUAAAAUUGUCAAUCAAGUUAUUACUUUAUGUUAAUUUUAGUAUUUUCAUCUGAAUGUACUGUAAUGCUUGUAUGUAUCUGUCCCUGUAAGCAAUAUAGGGCUUUAUUGUAAAUUAUGCAGUUAUUGUAAUUACCAAUAAUGAAUUUAAUAAAGUGAAGGUGAAUUUUUUUUUACAAUCUUUGUAAAGACAUCAUGACACCAAGCAAUAUCAAUAUAUAUAUAUUGCUGUUUGAAAAAUGCUAGCUAGCUCUAAAAAUUGAAAUAAUUCCUUUUUUUCAGAGAGGCAUAUGUUUAUUAACAAAACAGGCAUGGUACCUGAUUCCAUUUCCGUUAGAAACUGUACCUUUUAAACUUUUAACAUUUGAUUAUUUAGUGUGUAUUCUUAUUUAAGGCUUUUGUUUAGUAUAAUUUGCUUUAUAUUCAUAAAUGUGGGAAUUUGUAGAACAUUAUGAAACAUAUGAGACCUAAUGAGGUCAUUUAUAACUACUUUUUGUGGCUGUAUUUGUACAGUCUAUGUUCAUUGAUUGAGCAUAAGCAAGCCAUAAGCGGAAAUAUUUUCUGUUAAGCAAGAAUAGUUACUACAUAUUUUCUGUUAAGCAAGAAUAGUUACUACAUAAGAGUACUUGACAGGCAACAUGGAGUGCUCCCUUUCUGGGUUUUGAUGUGAAAAUGUUUGUGAAAAGAUAUCAAUGCAGUUCUUUUAAUGGACCAAUCAUGAUGCACUGCUGCCUCAUGACAAAGAUGUUAAGAGCAUAACAUAUGGAGGCAUGUGGUAGUGCAACUAUUAAAAAGGCCUUACUUUUCUUAUGUCAUCUUUUAGAUAUAUUUAUAAGCUUGUUUUUAAAUCCAGGCAGAUUUUUUAGUUGUUAAUAGUUUGAGUCAUUGCAAACAGUAUAAGUAGAAAAUGCAUCAUUCAUUUUUAAAUAGCAUCUUAUGAAGCCAGCAAGGAGGAGAUUCAGAUCAUGGUGCAUUAUUUAUUAUACAAUAAUAUACAUGGCAUGUCUUUUUUCUGUAUUUGGUUUUGGCUCUUUUUAAAUUGUACAACUUGAAUUCAUUGUUACUAUUUUUUCUAUUAACCUUAUGUGUACUUUGAAUAAUGUAACAAAUUAUGUACAGUCUAAGUACUUUGAACUAUUUUUAUCACAGUAUUAUUUAUUGCUUUCAAUAAAUUUCUGAAGCAUUUUUCCACUGCCAAUAAAAUGUUACUAUCUUGUGAUGAGGCUUGAGAUGUUUUAAAAUGGUAAUUCAGAUAUUAAUGCAAAUGAAAUAUCUUGUGACGUAUUAAUGCUUCCUUUGGCAAAGACAGUUUUAUAAGAUCCUUUUCACUUUAGAAAUCACACUCUGUAUAUUAUAUGUAAGAUAUACUAUUACUAUAUAAACUUAUCAAAAUGAUUUGUGCAAAAAAUUUAAAUUCUGAAUGUUAAUACAUUCAAAGAAGAUAUAUUCCAAGGAAUGAUUGUAUGCAUUAAAUCUACCAGAUCUCAGGUCCAUAAAUCCAGAUAAGACUAUCAGAUAGCAGCAAAGAAAUGUGGAAGACUCAAUUUUUUUUACUGCUCAGUAUUGAUUAUAUGCAUGCAUAUCUUAAUCUGAAUUUUAGAUACUAAGACUAAGGAAUUUAAUCUUCAUUGUGAUUAUACUGAAGCUAUAUAUAAAAUGAUCAAACAGA
Crotalus tigris (Tiger rattlesnake) is the source of this 6836-nucleotide messenger RNA. It is a transcript of the gene PPFIA1, whose product is annotated as PTPRF interacting protein alpha 1. The coding region runs from base 1188 to 4931 and encodes 1247 amino acids. The transcript is spliced from 31 exons. NCBI's taxonomy places the organism in Eukaryota, Metazoa, Chordata, Lepidosauria, Squamata, Viperidae. Gene Ontology annotation, biological process: synapse organization. The record is from RefSeq and is a predicted model, not a curated record. Gene Ontology annotation, cellular component: presynaptic active zone. Gene Ontology annotation, molecular function: protein binding.